AUGCAUGAUGUGGUUCGUGAUGUUGCUAGAUGGAUAGCUAGUACCUUUGGGGAUGAACACACUUCUGUUUUUCAAGCUGGAAUUGGGUUGACUGAGACAAUGUCUUUACUUUUGCAAGGCAAUGAACCCCUUGAGAAAAUACCCCGCGAAUUAUUUUUGGCAUUUCCAGCUCUAAGAGUUCUGAAUCUGAGUGAAACUAGUAUUAGAGAAGUGCCUUCUUCCAUCAAUAGUUUAUGUCAACUACGUGCUCUAAUACUACAAAGUUGCUUUAAGUUGACAGAGUUACCACCUGUUGCUAAUCUUCACAAUUUGCAAGUGUUCGAUUGUGAUAAUUCAAGGUUACGUUGUCUGCCGCAAGGAAUGGAAAAUUUAACAAAUCUGAGGCUAUUAAAUAUGCUUGCUCCUGAUUUGAAGAGCAUCAGCAAGGGAUUUUCCCUCAAAUUUCCUAGCAUUGAAAUGUUAAAUAUGUCGCGUAGCUGUCUUGGAGCGACCUCUUUUGAUGAGAUAUCAUCUCUACACAAUCUGACUUAUCUUUCUAUUAGAGUCGAUAGCUCAUCAUGUUUCAAUAGAGAUUACAGCUGGAUGACUAGAGUGAAAGGAUUUCUCAUUGAAGUUGGGGAAACUUUAACUUAUGGGCCAUACAACAAGUCAAUAAGGGCGAUAAAAGUCCACAAGUGUGAAAUUUUCAGUAAUGGAGAGCUCUCAGGCAUGUUGCAGUUUGCUUCAGAUUUGCACUUGGAAUAUUGCGGGGGUCUCAGGAAGUUGAUUGGAUGCAACCGUUCCAAUGGAUUGAAAUUACUAAAAUUACGGAGUUGUUCUUGUUCUUUUGGACCAGUGGAAGGAGGAAGUGGGAAAUUUGACCCUUUGCCAAAUCUAGAACAUCUCGACCUCCAUUUGGCAGAUAAUUUAAAGAGUGUUUCUGAUUUCGGUCAAUAUUUGGGUCUAACAUUUUCUAAAUUACGCCAACUUAAUAUCUCUCAUUGUGCAACUGGUAGAGUUAUAUCUCAUUGUGCAAGUUUAACAUGUCUUUUCAACGAUGGUGGAAUUUGUUCUGUACCCAAGCACUUGGAAGAAAUUAUGAUUAACAAUUGCUUUCAGCUGGUAGAGUUGUAUGUGCAAUGCAGCUCAAGUGAUCAGGCAACACUUGUCAACUCAGAAAUUCCAAGAGUUCGGAAGUUAUACUUGUACAACGCUCCCCAACUAGGAACGUUGGGGGAGCCACAGAGUAUGUUGGUUCCAAAUGGCCACUGA
This is a messenger RNA of Capsicum annuum, 1251 nucleotides long. Its product is annotated as probable disease resistance protein At4g27220. The record is from RefSeq and is a predicted model, not a curated record. The transcript is spliced from 3 exons. Bases 1 to 1251 code for a protein of 416 amino acids. NCBI's taxonomy places the organism in Eukaryota, Viridiplantae, Streptophyta, Magnoliopsida, Solanales, Solanaceae. Gene Ontology annotation, molecular function: protein binding.